AUGGGCGCAGGACAGAGCCAGAUCCUGGAGGACAUGGAGAAGAAUACGAAUUUCUCUGCUGCUGAGAUCCAGCGACUGAAGAAGCGGUUCAUGAAGCUCGAUAAGGACGGUUCAGGCUCGAUCGACAAGGACGAGUUCCUCCAGAUCCCGCAGAUUGCGACCAACCCGCUCGCAAGUCGAAUGAUUGCCAUCUUUGACGAAGACGGCGGCGGAACGGUCGACUUCCAGGAGUUUGUCGCCGGCUUGAGCGCGUUCAGCAACCGAGGAGGGCGGGACGAGAAGCUCAAGUUUGCAUUCAAGGUGUACGACAUGGACCGGGACGGCUUCAUCUCGAACGGCGAGCUGUUCCUCGUGCUCAAGAUGAUGGUCGGCAACAACCUGAAGGACCAGCAACUGCAGCAGAUCGUCGACAAGACCAUGAUGGAGGCGGACCAGGACGGUGACGGCAAGCUCAGCUUCGACGAGUUCAAGGAUAUGGUCGCCUCGACAGACAUCGCAAAGCAGAUGACUCUCGAGGACAUGUGGUGA
Molecule: messenger RNA, 528 nt
Organism: Rhodotorula toruloides NP11
Lineage: Eukaryota; Fungi; Basidiomycota; Microbotryomycetes; Sporidiobolales; Sporidiobolaceae
Product: calcium-dependent protein serine/threonine phosphatase
Exons: 8
Coding region: 1-528 (175 amino acids)
Molecular function (GO): calcium-dependent protein serine/threonine phosphatase regulator activity; calcium ion binding
Source: RefSeq, a predicted model, not a curated record